AAAUGGUAACCUUGCCGGUGGGACUGCCAUGCUGAACCACACAUAAGGGAGACUGCUACCACCCCAGCAGACACCCAUGGUUCAUUGACCACCAGGCUCCGGCUUGCCCCAGCAUCCUCUGCGCGGCCACACAGCAGCUGGGUGCCCCGGGGAGCCUGGCUACCAUGCCAUCUCUUCUCUGCUUCUCCUCCCUCCUCUUCCUUACCUUCGUAGGAGGCACACCCCCGGAGGAGCCGAUCCAGGUGGAGAUAGUAGAGGGAGAGAAUGUUAAUCUGCCGUGCCUCCCGAACUCCUCGUCUGUCUCUUCCGAGAAGCUGACCUGGUAUCGAGGGAACCAGUCAACACCCUUCUUGGAGCUGAGCGUGGGGUCUCCAGGCCUGGGGUUGUAUGUGGGGCCCUUGGACAUCAUGCUAGUGAUUACCAAUGUCUCAGACCAUAUGGGGGGCUUCUACCUGUGCCAGAAGAAUCCCCCUUUCAAGGGCACCUGGCAGCCUGCCUGGACAGUGAACGUGAAGGACAGUGGGGAGCUGUUCCGGUGGAAUGCUUCAGACUUAGAGGACCUGGACUGUAGCUUGGGGAACAAGUCCUCAGGGAGUCAUAGACCUGCUUCUGGUUCUCAGCUGUAUGUGUGGGCUAAAGACCAUCCUGAGGGUAGGGGCAAAGUGCCUGAAUGUGCACGGAAGGUCAGUCUGAAUCAGAGUCUAAUCAACCAAGAUCUCAGUACGGCCCCUGGCUCCACACUUUGGCUGUCCUGUGGGAUACCGCCCGUCCCAGUGGCUGGAGGCUCUAUCUCCUGGAACCAUGUGCAUCCCAAGAAGUCUAACAUUUCAUUACCGAGCCUGAGCCUUGGGGGAGAGCACCCAGUCAGGGAGAUGUGGGUUUGGGGGCCUCUUCUGUCAUUUCCCCAGGCCACAGCUUUAGAUGAAGGUACCUAUUAUUGUCGCCAAAGAGGCCUGACCAAGGAGUGGCAUGUGAAGGUCAUUGCAAGGUCAGCAGUGUGGCUCUGGAUGUUGGAGACUGGUGGAUGGAUGGUCCCAGUUGUGGCUUUAGUAUAUCUCAUCUUCUGUCUGGCUCCUCUGGUGGCUUUUCUCUAUAUUCAAAGAGCCCUUAACCUGAAGAGGAAAAGAAAGCGCAUGACUGAUCCUGCCAGGAGAUUCUUCAAAGUGACGCCUCCCUCAGGAAAUGGGACCCAGAACCAGUAUGGGAAUGUGCUCUCCCUUCCUACAUCCACCUCUGGACAGGCUCAGGCUCAGCGUUGGGCUGCUGGCCAGGGGAGCGGCCCUGGGUCCUAUGGAAAUCCACGCAUUGAAGUCCAGGACACUGGAGCCCAGAGUCAUGAAACAGGGCUGGAAGAAGAAGGGGAGGCCUAUGAAGAGCCGGACAGUGAGGGGGGCUCCGAGCUCUACGAGAAUGAUUCCAACCUUGAGCAGGACCAGCUUUCCCAGGAUGGCUACGAGGACCCUGAGGAUGAACCCGUAGGUCCAGAGGAAGAAGAUUCCUUCUCCAGUGCCCAGUCUUAUGAAAAUGCAGAUGAGGAGCUGGUCCAACCAGCUGGCAGGACAAUGGACUUCCUGAGCCCCCAGGGGUCUGCGUGGGACCCUAGCCGGGAAGCAUCCUCACUUGGGUCCCAGUCCUAUGAGGAUAUGAGAGGGAUCCUAUAUGCAGCUCCUCAGCUCCGAUCAAUUCGCUCAGGUCCCAGUCACGAGGAAGAUGCAGACUCCUAUGAGAACAUGGAUAAGUCUGAUGAUCUAGAACCAGCAUGGGGAGGAGAGGGCCACAUGGAGACUUGGGGUACCAGGUGACUCCCAAGUGACUAGAAUCUCCCGCCCAGGGGUGGCACAGCUGAUGGUGGGGCUGGGCCUCUCACAGUCAUCAAUCAAGAAAACGUUCCACAGACCAACCUGAUGGACACGUCUUCUCAACUGAGAAUCCCCCUUCCCAAGUGACUCUCCGUGUCAACUUGACAAAAAAAAAACCCAUGUGUCCAUCUCGGCCUUAAAAUGACAGGAUCAAGUGAUGC
Messenger RNA from Psammomys obesus (fat sand rat), 2020 nucleotides. It is a transcript of the gene Cd19, whose product is annotated as CD19 molecule. Gene Ontology annotation, cellular component: external side of plasma membrane. The transcript has 16 exons. Bases 165 to 1802 code for a protein of 545 amino acids. The record is from RefSeq and is a predicted model, not a curated record. Gene Ontology annotation, biological process: regulation of B cell activation; B cell proliferation involved in immune response; B cell receptor signaling pathway. NCBI's taxonomy places the organism in Eukaryota, Metazoa, Chordata, Mammalia, Rodentia, Muridae.